Molecule: messenger RNA, 555 nt
Organism: Tripterygium wilfordii
Lineage: Eukaryota; Viridiplantae; Streptophyta; Magnoliopsida; Celastrales; Celastraceae
Product: UPF0481 protein At3g47200-like
Exons: 1
Coding region: 1-555 (184 amino acids)
Source: RefSeq, a predicted model, not a curated record
AUGACAACGAGCAAGACAUUUCUUUCUGCUUUUCUUCCUGAGAUGGGGAAUGGCAUGCUUGCCUCCUCUCUCUUGCAAAAGAUGAGCAGAAGAAGGUUGCAUACCAUUAUAAACAAAACAUCAACCAAUUUGAGAGUUCCUUUAGAGGAGGAGUUGAAAACCAAUAUUCCUAACAAGGGUAAUGGAGCCUGCAUCUACAGGGUCCCUAAAAACAUGAUAGAUGUGGAACCUAAGGCUUACACUCCCAACAUCAUCUCGAUUGGCCCUUACCACCACGGAUCACAAUAUUUGAGAAAAAUGGAGGAGCUCAAGUGGCGAUUCUUUCACCGUCUCUUCGAUCCAAGCAACCUCAAUGGACUCAAAUUAGAGCCCGUCAUUGAUGCCAUGGAGGAAUUGGAAACAGAGACUAGGAGAUGCUAUGCAGAUGCUGCUUCUCAACUCGGCAACCAAAAUUUUGUCUUGAUGAUGCUCAUUGAUGGAUGCUUUGUUGUUGAGCUCUUGAGGGAGUUGAGCAAGCACAACUUCUCACAUGGCUCCCCAUUCGUCAAAAGGUGA